CGAAUGUCAGAGUGACAUGUGGCCUUUGUAGGUCCUUGUCCGGAGCGAAGGAGCUGUCGAAAAGGAAACGGUAGUCGGCGGUGGCCAUGGUGCGAAAUGGCUGUGUCGAUGGUAAAGCGAUCGGUAGAGAGGGGAAAGACGACGACCUUGAGUAUAGUGACUUGCCACAGUGUGGGACAUUCAGGCACAGGCAUACGUCGGGCGGGGAGAGGGGGUCUGUAUUCUUUCAUCCUGCAUCUUUCAUCCUUGUCUUCAUCACACAACUUUCUUUUCUACAUCUCGCUUUCAUCCCGCAACAACACUGCCAUCAGGACAGGACUCGAAGGCACCAUGUCUAGCAAAUACUCUACUCUGCCAGACAUCGAUACUCAACCGGAUGUCUACGAGACUACAGACGAGACCGCCGAGCGUGGUUCAGGAGUUCAGGGCAUGGACAGCCAGGUAAACAACUCGACAGGACAGCAAACUAUUGGCGUCUUUUGGUCCCCAGAGCUCAAGUUCAACUGUUUUUACGGCGUUAUGGCUCCAUGCGAAUGGGUCUCCUUUUAGGACUUUGAGAGCGACGAGGAGAGAGAGAACAUUGACAAGUCAACAGUCUCGGUCAAAGAUGCUGCUGCCCGUUUCAAGGA
Molecule: messenger RNA, 629 nt
Organism: Gamsiella multidivaricata
Lineage: Eukaryota; Fungi; Mortierellomycota; Mortierellomycetes; Mortierellales; Mortierellaceae
Exons: 2
Coding region: 97-549 (150 amino acids)
Source: RefSeq, a predicted model, not a curated record